GUGUCUUCUGUCAUCAGAAAGCAAGAUGGCGUCAACGGCGACAAUGUUCAGGCUGCAUUUGUAAAUAAGAAUUUGUUCUGAAAUUGCUUGCCUGGGUAAAUAAAGCACAUGAGAGCACCCCCACACAUCAUCCCUCCUGCACGCCGCCUGUUGCUAGGCGAGAGGCAGCACCACCGUCGCCGUAGCAACCAAUCACCAUCAUGGAGAAGGCUCCCAGGCCAAUGAAGCAGCUUGGCUGAGUGGGGAGUUUGUGAUGCUCGGUGUGGUUCUGAUGUGUCCAACAUCCACAAUGAUGUGACAUAUGGCGUUCACAGUCAGAGUGUGCUGUUCCACAGACGUCCUGUGCGGCAGCAGAUGAUCCAACCAAGAAGGGCGAGCGUGUAUGGCUGCACGAGGACAAGCAGUACCUUCCCAGCACCGUGUCCUCCUGUUCAGGCGGCGUGGUCGUCUUUGCCACAGACUACGGCCAGGUGUACACGUACAAACAGAAUGCGCUGACGAGGCAGAAGGUCCAGCCCAUGCAUGGCCGCAGCACCACGGGUGUGGAGGACAUGGCGGCGCUGGAGGACCUGCAUGACGGCGCCAUCAUGCACAACCUCUUUCUGCGCUACCGACAGAGGAACAUUUAUACGUACAUCGGCUCCAUCCUGGCGGCGGUCAAUCCCUACCAGCCGCUGCCUGGCCUGUAUGAGCGGGCCGCCGUGGAGCUGUACAGCCGCCACCACCUGGGUGAGAUCCCGCCACACAUCUUCGCCGUGGCCAACGAGUGCUACCGCUCGCUGUGGAGGAGGCCGCACAACCACUGUGUACUCAUCAGCGGUGAGAGUGGAGCUGGGAAGACCGAAAGCACCAAACUAAUCCUGAAGUUCCUGUCGGCCAUGAGCCAGCAUUCCCUGGAAGUGUCCUCCGGAGAGAGGACAUCACAUGUUGAGGAGGCGUUGCUGAAGAGCGGUCCCAUCAUGGAGGCUUUUGGGAAUGCCAAGACUGUCUACAACAACAACUCCAGCCGCUUUGGGAAGUUUGUACAGCUGCAUUUUAACCAAAAAGGAAACAUCCAAGGAGGCAGAAUUGUCGACUACCUCUUGGAAAAGAAUCGAGUUGUCCGGCAGAACCAAGGCGAGAGGAACUAUCACAUCUUCUAUGCCCUCUUAGCAGGAGCCAGCGACCAGCAGAGAGAGGCAUUAGGGUUGAGCCACCCUGACAGUUACCACUACCUGACCCAGUCCAGUUGCCCCCAAGACAAGACAAUCAACGACAAAGGCACUUUUCAAGAUGUUCUGAAUGCCAUGAGAACCAUGCAGUUCACGGAGGAGAACAUCGCGGAAAUCCUACGACUCCUGGCAGGAAUCCUCCAAGCUGGGAACAUCGAGUUCAUGACAGCCGGAGGAGCCCAGAUCACAUCCAAGGCUGCUCUCAGUCGGACUUCGGACCUUCUGGGGUUGAACUCGGAUCAGCUGGCUGAGGUUUUGACCCACAGGUCCAUGAUCCUCAGGGGGGAGGAGAUCUCCACUCCUCUGACCGUGGAGCAGGCCGUGGACUCCAGAGACUCCAUGGCCAUGGCACUUUAUUUCCAGUGUUUCAACUGGAUCAUCCGCAAGCUCAACAGUCGCAUUCGAGGCAAAGACGACUUCAAGUCCAUCAGCAUCCUCGACAUUUUUGGGUUUGAGAACUUUGAGGUGAACCACUUUGAGCAGUUCAACAUCAACUAUGCAAAUGAGAAGCUUCAGGAAUAUUUCAACAAGCACAUUUUCUCCCUGGAGCAACUGGAGUACAACAAAGAAGGUCUGGUCUGGUCCAACAUCGACUGGAUGGACAACGGAGAAUGUCUGGACUUAAUCGAGAAGAAACUGGGCCUUCUGGCGCUGAUGAAUGAGGAGAGUCACUUCCCUAAAGCCACAGACGACACGCUGCUUGAGAAACUGCACACCCAGCACUCGAAAAACCCUUUCUACGUGAAGCCUCGUGUUGCUGUUCACUACUUUGGAGUCAAACAUUAUGCGGGAGAGGUGGUGUACGACGUGAGGGGGACGCUGGAGAAAAACAGAGACACUUUUAGGGACGACGUCCUCUACCUGCUGCGGGAGAGCAGGUUGGACUUCGUCUAUGACCUCUUUGAACACGUGCUGAGUCGCAACAAGCAGGACACGCUGAAGAGCAGCUGCAAGCACAAACGACCCACCGUCAGCUCCCACUUUAAAGACUCUUUGCACUCUCUGAUGGCCACGCUCAGCACCUCCCAUCCUUUCUUCAUCCGAUGCAUCAAACCAAACACACACAAGAUGCCUGACCAAUUCGACCAAACGGUGGUUCUGAACCAGCUCAGGUAUUCCGGCAUGCUUGAGACGGUCAAGAUUCGACGCAGCGGCUUUCCCAUCCGGAGACCUUUCCAGGAGUUCUGCUGCAGAUACAAGGUCCUGAUGCGGGACGCGCUGGUGCUCGAUGACGCCAGGGGGCGCUGUGUCCAGCUGCUGCAGCGGUACAACAGCACCGGGACCGACUGGCAGCUUGGGAAAACCAAGGUGUUCCUCAGAGAGUCUCUGGAGCAUCAUCUGGAGAAGCAGCGUGAGAUGGAGGUGCUGAGAGCCGCCAUGCUCAUCCAAGCUCACAUGUUGGGCUACAUGGCCAGGAAGCAGUACAGGAAGUUGCUGCAGUGCAUUGUGGUCAUUCAGAAGAACUACCGCGCUUUUUACAUGAGGAGGAAGUUCCUGCUCCUCCGUCGGGCGGCGCUGACCGUCCAGAAGGUUCUACGAGGACAGCUGGCCCGCCGCGCCUUCAGCCAGCUGCUGGCCGAGAGAAGCAGGAGGGAGGAAGAGGAGCGACACAGGAGGGAGGAAGAGGAGCGACGCAGGAGACAGGAAGAGGAGCUGGAGAGGGAGAGGCGGACGCUGAGGGAGAUGCAGCUGGCAGAGGAGGCUUCCAGGAGGUGUGAAGAGCAGAAGCAAACUCAGGAGCCGGCAUCCCUACUCGUGGUCACUACCUCACCAGACUCUUUAAAGGAACAGGAGGAGACACCAGAGGCCUUGGACGAGGAGGAGGAGGCCAUACGCCCCCAAGAGGCAUCUCAGGUGGAGGAGAUCCUCCGCCUGGAGCGUGAGAUCCAGUCUCUGCAGAUGCAGAAGGAGCGCCAAGAGCUCUCCUUGACAGAGGCUUCACUGCAGCGCCUCCAGGACCUCCGUGACCAGGAGUUGCAGCGUCUUGAGGAGGAGGCCUGCAAGGCGGCACAGCACUUCUUGCAGUCGCUCAACUUUGAUGAGAUCGACGAGUGCGUGAGGAACAUUGAGAGCUCGCUGACCGUGGAAGGACGGGAAAAGGAGGAAGAGGUGGACGAAGGCUUUGGCGCCGAUGAGGAGGCUUUCAAAGACUCUCCCAACCCCAGUGAGCACGGCCACUCCGACGGCCAGCGGACCAGCGGCAUCCGGACCAGCGACGACUCCUCCGAAGAGGAUCCGUACGCCAACGACGGUGUGAUCCCGCCUCUCCCGCCAACCACCGUGCUCCUCCAGGCUCCGCCUCUCCUCCCGCCGCCCACCGCCUGCCUCAUGGUUUCCUCCGUCAAGGAGGAGCCUCAGGCUGACGGCGUGGUGGAGCUCAUUCCUCCUGAUGAGGACUCUGACUACGACAGGGAUGACUACGAUGAAGGCGCCAUCGUGUCCAGCAGCAGCGUGGCCUUCUCCAACCCUCGCAGCGAGCAGUGGUCUCCCGACUACCGCGGCUCCUUGGGAACCUACAACAGCUCGGGCGUCUUCCGCUUUGGAUCAGAGGGGGCGCAGUCCUCGUUUGAGGACAGUGAGGACGACUUUGACAGGUUUGACACGGAUGAUGAGCUGUCCUACCGCAGGGAUUCCGUCUACAGCUGCGUCACGCUUCCCUACUUCCACAGCUUCCUGCACAUCAAAGGCGGCCUGAUGAACACAUGGAAGCGGCGCUGGUGCGUCCUGAAGGACGAGACCUUCUUGUGGUUCCGGGCCAAACAGGAAGCUCUGAAGCAGGGGUGGCUGCACAAGAAAGGAGGCGGCUCAUCUACGUUGUCACGACGUAACUGGAAGCGCCGCUGGUUUGUGCUGCGCCAGAGCAAGCUCAUGUACUUCGAGAACGACGGUGAGGACAAACUGAAAGGAGCGCUCGACAUGCACGCCGCCACGCAGGUCAUCGAUAACACGGACAAGGAGAACGGGAUCAACAUCGUCAUGCCAGAAAGGACCUAUCACCUGGUGGCAGAGUCUGCUGAGGACGCCAGUCAGUGGUUCAGCGUGCUGAGUCAGGUCCACAGCUCCACGGAGCAGGAAAUCGGCGAGAUGCACGAUGAGCAGGCCAACCCCCAAAACGCAGUGGGUACCCUGGACGUGGGCAUGAUUGAUUCGGUGUGUGCGUCGGACAGUCCAGAGAGGCCCAACUCCUUCGUCAUCAUCACUGCUAAUCGAGUGCUGCACUGCAACGCCGACACCCCCGAGGAGAUGCACCACUGGAUAACACUGCUGCAGCGCUCCAAGGGGGACACCCGCGUGGAUGGCCAGGAGUUUCUCAUACGAGGUUGGCUUCACAAGGAGAUGAAGAACAGCAGCAAGUCCUCUCUGAAGCUGAAGAAGCGCUGGUUCCUCCUCACGCACAAUUCCCUGGACUACUACAAGAGCUCUGAGCGCAACGCCUUGAAGCUGGGAACGCUGGUGCUCAACAGCUUGUGCUCCGUGGUGCCGCCUGAUGAAAAAGUCUUCAAAGAGAGUGGAUACUGGAAUGUUAUCGUCUACGGCCGCAAGCACUCGUACCGCCUCUACUGUAAGCUCCUGAACGAGGCCACGCGAUGGGCCACCGCCAUCCAGAAUGUGAUUGACGCCAAAGCUCCCAUCGACACGCCCACACAGCAACUGAUCCAGGACAUCAAGGAGAACUGCUUGAAUAGCGACGUUGUGGACCAGAUCUACAAGAGGAACCCCAUUCUUCGCUACAGCCACCACCCUCUGCACUCCCCCUUGCUGCCCCUCCCUUACGGAGACAUCCACCUCGCUGCCCAGAGGAGCAGGACCUACAGCACGCUUCAAGAUGAAGCCCUCAAGGUGUUCAGUUCCCUGCAGCACCUGGAGGGAGUGGCCGACCCCGUUCCUAUCAUCCAGGGCGUCCUGCAGACGGGCCAGGAGCUCAAGCCACUGAGGGAUGAGCUCUACUGUCAGCUGAUCAAGCAGACCACGCUUCCUCCUCACCCUGGUAGUCCUGGAAACAUGAGCCGCUGGAAGAUGUUGGCCUGCAUGUCCUGCACCUUCAUCCCGACCAGGAGCAUCCUCAGAUACCUCAAAUUCCAUCUCAAGAGGACUCGAGAGCUGUUCCCGGGCAUGGAGAUGGAGCGGUACGCCUGCUUCGCUCUGGACUCCUUGAGGAAGACUCGCUCCAGGGAGAACGUCCCGUCUCAGGAGGAGAUUCGAGCCAUCAUCGCUCGGCAGGACAUGAGCACCACCGUGUACUGUCAUGGCGGAGGAUGCUGCAAAAUCACCAUCAACUCGCACACGACCGCCGGACAGGUGGUGGAGAAGCUGCUGCGUGGUCUGGCCAUGGAGGACAGCAGGAACAUGUUUGCUCUCUUUGAACACAACCACAUUUGUGAGAAAGCCAUUGAAAGUCGUACCGUGGUGGCCGAUGUGCUCGCCAAGUUUGAAAGACUGUCAGCGAGUCAGGAAGCGGUUAACACAGGCUGGAAGUUCUACUUCAAACUUUACUGCUUCCUGGACAUGGACAACGUUCCCAAAGACAGCGUGGAGUUUGCCUUCAUGUUUGAGCAGGCUCAUGAGGCCGUGAUCCGUGGUCAGUAUCCGGCUCCAGAAGAGACUCUUCAGUUCCUGGCUGCUCUGAGAGUUCAGUACCUGCUAGGAGACCACAGCUCACAGGCCACACUCCCAGAAAUGGCGCAGGUCUUCCCCAUGGCACGGCUGCGGGCCCGGGUGCAAAAAUCAGCCAGGACGUUUGCUCCAGGUGGCGGCAGCUGCUCGGUGGCUGAUCGCUCGGGAACGUCGGAGAGGAAACGCUCCAGCUUCCUAGAGGGAACGCUGAGGCGGAGCUUCCGAAGCAGCUCCAUCAGCCAGCAGAGGCUGGAUGAGGAGAACAGCCUGGAAGCCUGGAUGAGGGAUGAGGUGGCGGCGGUGCGGACCAGCGUGGCCGACAAGUGGAGGAAGCUGCAGGGUGUGGAGCAGGAGCAGGCCAUGGUCAAGUACAUGGCGCUGGUCAAGGAAUGGCCUGGAUAUGGAUCCACGCUCUUCAAUGUGGAGUGCCAUGAUGGCGCCUUCCCGUCUGAGUUGUGGCUGGGCGUCAGUCGAGACGCCAUUUCUGUGUACAAACGAGGAGAGCCGUGGCCUCUGGAGGUCUUUCCCUACGAGCAGAUCCUUGCCUUUGGAGCUCCGCUGGCCAACACCUACAAGAUCACAGUGGAAGGACGAGAACUUCUCUUUGAAACUCACAUGGUGAUGGACAUCGCCAAGCUGAUGAAGGCGUACGUCAGCCUGAUGGUCAAGAAGCGUUACAGCAACUGUCAAUCAGUCAGCAGCCACGGCAGCCAUUGCAGCGCCUGGUGACAGACGCCAAGCGUCAUGGUGUGGAACCCUCGUCAUCAGCAGGGAGCAGGAGUCUGUUGAUGUGGUCCAGUCGGGCGUUUGGAUGCGACAAAGAAAUGAAUGUAAAUAUAAAAUAGUAUUUGAUGUGGAUAUUUCCCGUUUUAGAACACAACUAUUUCUUAUUAGCACUAAAACAACUUUAGUGAGAUUUUGAAUGUAAAGAAAAUGACAUGUUUGUCAAACAUUUCCAUUGGCCUACUGGCCAAGUGAAGGUCGCCUCAUAAGUGCCUGUUCCAAAACACGAGUCCACUUCCUCUGGUUCUUAUGUGUCCCAGCCUGACUGGACCUUUAAGCACAGUUGAGACUAGUACACCAAGCAAAAAAGGUUCUGGUCUGGUUGCAGCCCAGACAUACUUGUCCAUUAAACAAUCAUGAUUUCAUGUUUUUUACUAAUGCCAAAAGAAAGAGGUGAUCAGAACGCUUGGACUCAGAUGUUAGUGGAGCGCCGCGGGCGGCAGGUCCAUCCAAAGAGGCGUUCAGGUUCCUCCCACAGUGCCUUGCUGUAUAUUUCCUACUUUUUGUGCAAUGUUUAUGCUGAAAUAUAUAUUCAUCACUUGGCUGUACAUUUCAUAUGUUCUUUAUGCUUCUGUGUGAUGGCCAUGAGUCCCUUGUUCUACGUGACAAUAAAUGUGUCAAUUCAG
Molecule: messenger RNA, 7234 nt
Organism: Doryrhamphus excisus (bluestripe pipefish)
Lineage: Eukaryota; Metazoa; Chordata; Actinopteri; Syngnathiformes; Syngnathidae
Source: RefSeq, a predicted model, not a curated record